Messenger RNA from Podarcis raffonei (Aeolian wall lizard), 4038 nucleotides. RefSeq lists its product as uncharacterized. The transcript has 6 exons. Gene Ontology annotation, biological process: virion assembly; proteolysis. Gene Ontology annotation, molecular function: nucleic acid binding; RNA-DNA hybrid ribonuclease activity; aspartic-type endopeptidase activity. The record is from RefSeq and is a predicted model, not a curated record. NCBI's taxonomy places the organism in Eukaryota, Metazoa, Chordata, Lepidosauria, Squamata, Lacertidae. The coding region runs from base 1 to 4038 and encodes 1345 amino acids.
AUGCCGAUGUCUAGCUCUGUUUCCACCAAGCACAAGAGUGAAGAUUUAAUUACCUGUCAGGCUUGGAGAAAGCCCGUCUCCCCUGUCAGCUUCUGGAGUUCUUUUGGAGCAUUGCAGAGCAAAGGGAAGACAGAAGUAGGCCGGGUGCCAGGUGCCAGGCCUUUGAGUGUCGACUUUGCUAUUAGUGUCACUCAAGAGAAACUGAACCAUUUCUGCCGUAGUAUACCUGUUUCCAUUUGGCUGAGCACAUUAAAUAAAAAUCCUCCAUGGAUAAGGGAAUGCAAAGUCCAACGAUGCAAAUUAUUGGCUGUCAAAGCCGAAGCUAGGAAAGGAAUCUUGCCAAAUAAACUCAAACCCAUUUUUGAGGGACCAGAGGAAGAGGUGCUUCCACCUCCACCCUAUGCUCCACAUCGAAGGGAGCCUAAUCCAAAUACUCCACCAGUUGUAACCCCAAGGCAAGAAAGUGGAACGAAUAAUGGGGGUGGAGUCACAGAACUUGAUUCCUUGAUAGAUUAUGAUAAAUAUCUUCAGGAGGCCUUGGAGUCCUAUAAUAAAGCCCAAGCAGAAGUGGUUAUUCCACCUGUGAGUCCCAGUAGAACUCCAUCUACAGUCUCCUUUAGUGGACCAACUAAUUGCCCACCCCAAACCCCUGUACAUCCAAAUCCUAGAGAACUAUUACAGAAGUUACAGGAAGACCUUGAUCGGUCAGCAAGCAAUACAGCCAGGCGUAUAAAGCUGCUAAAAGAACGCCUUGGGACAGAUACCAUCCCCUAUGAUUUGAGGCCCCUAGAGCAAAGCGAAGAGAAAGGUCACGUAGUAGCCCCUCUUAGAAGAGUAUUUGAUGCACUUGAGGAGCCUGUGCUGGUUAACGGGCAACCCGGACCACGGCCACCUCGAACUUCGACCCUCCAGUAUAUUCCAUUCACAACUACGGAUCUGAUGAAUUGGAAAACACACACCCCAUCUUUCGCAGAAAAACCUCAGGCUAUGAUGGACUUGGUGACUUCAAUAGUAAAUACUCAUAGUCCUACUUGGACAGAUUGCCGCCAACUCCUGAAUACUCUGUUCACCACUGAGGAAAGAAGAGACAUAAUUGAAAAGGCACAGAUAUAUUUGCGUGAGCAGGCCAGAGUGGGAAAUAUUUUUAAUAUUGACCGUCAUCUCCAGGAUAACUUUCCUUUGGAAGAUCCUAAUUGGGAUCCAAACAAUGCAAUUCACCUGGCCAGGCUUACCACCUACCGCCAGACGCUUGUGCAAGGUAUCCGCAGGGCAUGCCAGAAGCCCACUAAUAUGUCUAAAGUCUCAGAAGUAGAACAGAAACCAAAUGAGAGUCCGGGAGACUUUUUAGAGAGGCUGCAGGAAGCCUAUCGUAUAUGGACUCCUUUUGACCCUGAAGCCCCUGAAAACAGCAGAAUGAUUACUGCUACAUUUCCGGACUCCAUAAAGUUAGGCUUCCAGGAGCCCACGGUCACGAUUCAAUUAGGGAGCCAUUUAAUAGACUUUAUGAUUGAUACUGGGGCUGAAUACUCAGUACUCCCAGAACUAUUGCAGAAAAAGGCAUCCAAAAGUGUAGUCAUUAAAAGUGCCACUGGUCAGUCAGCUAAGAGGUCUUUCCUCCAACCUUUGGAAUGCCAGAUUGGGGGACAUCGUUUAACCCAUCAGUUUUUGUAUAUACCUGAGUGUCCAAUACCUCUCUUAGGUAGAGAUAUGCUGUCCAAAUUGCAGGCCCAAAUCACCUUCACUCCUCAAGGUCCAGAAAUGAAACUGCCAUCAAAGGCAGCAGGAAUAAUUACCCUCUCAGUACCUAAGGAACAAUCAUGGCGCCUAAUGUCAGCCCUGCAAGUCCAACCCACAUUGGAUACAGAAUUAAACAAGCUCCUCCAAACCCUACAGGUGCCACCAGGAGUAUGGGCCGAAAAUAGCCCACCAGGAAUGGCUAAGAAUAUAGCUCCAAUUGUAGUAACCCUAAAACCUAUGGCUACCCCUGUAUCUGUAAAACAAUAUCCUUUACCCCGGCGAGAAGCAGAGGGCAUCCAGAAACAUUUGGACCGCCUAUUAAAAUAUGGUCUGCUUAAGCCCUGCCAAUCAGAAUGGAACACACCCCUUUUGCCUGUUCGGAAACCUGGGACAGAUGAAUACAGGCCAGUACAGGACUUGAGGCUCGUAAACCAGGCUAUCGAGACCUUGCACCCAAAUGUACCAAACCCAUAUACCCUGCUGAGUUUGAUCCCACCAGAAGCAACAUUUUUUACUGUAUUGGAUUUGAAAGAUGCAUUCUUCUGUUGCCGGCUGGCACCACAGAGCCAACCUAUAUUUGCCUUCCAGUGGGAAGACCCUUUGACAGGAACAAAAGGCCAGCUAACCUGGACAAGAUUGCCCCAGGGAUUCAAAAAUUCCCCAACUUUAUUUGGUACUGCCUUGGCGAAAGAUUUAACAAGUUACCCCUCAAUACCUGGAGAAAAGGUGGUUCUGCAAUAUGUAGAUGACCUUAUACUAGCGGCAAAGGAUUUUGAUACCUGUAAAGAAGGGACAGAGGAACUGCUCCACUUGCUCUGGGAAGCUGGCUACCGAGUUUCCCAGAAAAAGGCACAGUUAUGUUUAGAAAAGGUCAAAUAUUUGGGCUUUGACAUCUCACACCAACAACGAGCAUUGAGACCAGAGAGGAAAGAAGCUAUUUGCCUUAUUAAGGAACCUACCACAAGGAAACAACUCAGAGGAUUCCUGGGAACAGCAGGGUUUUGUAGACUAUGGAUACCUGAUUUCAGCAGUCUGGCCAAGCCCUUACAUGAAAGCACUCGAGGUGCAGAAAAGGACCCAUUCGUAUGGGGACCUGAGCAGCAACAAGCCUUUUUAGCUAUCAAACAACGACUUAUGGAGGCCCCAGCCCUUGGACUGCCUAAUUCGGAAAAACCCUUUCAGCUGUAUGUACAUGAACAGAAUGGGAUUGCAGCGGCAGUCCUGACCCAGAGAUUAGGAAGUUGGAACCGUCCAGUAGCUUAUUUGUCAAAACAAUUGGACUCAGUAGCAAAAGGAUGGCCUCCAUGCCUAAGGGCAGUAGCGGCCACUGCAAGCCUUGUCAAAGAAGCUGAUAAAUUUACCUUUGGCCAGACGAUGUAUGUGAAUGUACCUCAUGCUGUUCUGACACUUAUGGAAUAUAAGGGUAGUUAUUGGCUAACAAACCCAAGGAUGGCUAGAUACCAAGGCCUAUUGUGUGAAAAUCCCAGGAUUCAUCUACGAGUAGUGAAUAUGCUCAAUCCAGCAACUUUGCUGCCCCUACCAGAGGUAGAUGAUGAAGAAUCACAUGAUUGUCUCCAAAUAAUGGAUGAAGUUUAUUCCAGUAGACCCGAUCUGAAAGAUGAACCAUUGAAAAAUCCAGAUGUUGUAUAUUAUACUGAUGGUAGCAGUUACCUGCAUGAGGGUGCCAGACGAGCAGGAUAUGCUGUGGUCACCAAUGAGGAAGUUGUGGAAGCUGAAGCUUUGCCUGCUGGCACCUCAGCACAAAAAGCUGAACUUAUAGGUUUAACUAGAGCUCUGCAAUUGGCAGCCGGAUGUAAGGCAAACAUCUAUACUGAUUCUAAAUACGCCUUCUUAACCCUGCAUGCACAUGGAGCUCUAUGGAAAGAAAGAGGUCUAAUCGGAGCCCACGGGAAGGCCUUGAAAUAUGGACCUGAAGUAGAAAUCCUGUUGGAAGCAGUAUGGGCUCCAGAACAGAUUGCUGUAAUGCACUGCAAAGGUCAUGGACGUGGAAGGGAUCCAAUAACCAGAGGAAAUCAUGCUGCUGACAAAGCAGCCCGAGAGGCAGCCCAAAAGCCUGUGGGAGGAUUUAUAGCAGCCCUCAUACCAGAGGUAGUUCCAGAAGAAGUUAAACCUCACUAUACCCCAGAAGAGAGGAAGUGGGCUGAACAGGAAGGGGCGAUUCUUAACAGAAUAGAGCCCGGCUGUGGGAAUUUCACUUUAGAACACCAUUCAUUAAUUAGAAAUGAAACAGAGCUACAAAAUCAGUCAGUCUUUAGCAACUGCUAUGCUUAUAGCAGAUGA